GCGCGCGCGGGUGCGAACGGGGAACGCCGCGAGGGCCGGGGUAGGCCAGGCGGUGGGGUCGGCUGUCGGCGACUAUGGCCGCGGCAGCGGGCGGCAGCGGGCCGGGGUCGGCGGCGGGCGCGGCGGGUGCGGGAGGCGCGGCGGUGGCCGCGGGCCUGGCCGUUUAUCGGCGGAAGGACGGGGGCCCGGCCCCCAAGUUUUGGGAGAGCCCGGAGACGGUAUCCCAGCUGGAUUCGGUGCGGGUCUGGCUUGGCAAGCACUACAAGAAGUACGUUCAUGCGGACGCGCCCACCAAUAAAACGCUGGCUGCGCUGGUGGUGCAGCUUCUCCAGUUCCAGGAAGAAGCCUUUGGGAAGCAUGUCGCCAACCCAGCCUUCACCAAGCUCCCUGCAAAAUGUUUCAUGGAUUUCAAAGCUGGAGGCACCUUGUGUCACAUCCUCGGGGCUGCUUACAAGUAUAAAAAUGAACAGGGAUGGCGGAGGUUUGAUCUACAGAAUCCAUCCCGAAUGGAUCGUAAUGUUGAGAUGUUUAUGAAUAUUGAAAAAACAUUGGUACAGAGCAAUUGUCUGACCAGACCCAACAUCUACCUCAUGCCAGAUAUUGAUCUGAAGUUGGCUAACAAAUUGAAAGAUAUCAUCAAACGACAUCAGGGGACAUUUACUGAUGAGAAGUCAAAAGCUUCCCACCACAUUUAUCCAUAUCCUGCCUCACAAGAAGAUGAAGAAUGGCUGAGGCCCGUGACGAGGAAAGACAAGCAGGUGCUGGUGCACUGGGGCUUUUACCCGGACAGCUAUGAUACGUGGGUCCAUAGUAAUGAUGUUGAUGCGGAAAUUGAAGAUCCACCAAUUCCAGAAAAGCCAUGGAAGGUUCAUGCAAAAUGGGUUUUGGACACUGAUGUUUUCAAUGAAUGGAUGAACGAGGAGGACUAUGAGGUGGAUGAGAACAGGAAGCCCGUGAGUUUUCGACAGCGAGUUUCAACGAAGAAUGAAGAGCCAGUCAGAAGUCCAGAGAGAAGAGACAGAAAAGCAUCAGCUAAUGCUCGAAAGAGGAAGCAUUCUCCAUCCCCUCCGCCUCCCACACCCACGGAGUCACGGAAGAAGAGUGGGAAGAAAGGGCAAGCUAGUCUUUAUGGGAAGCGCAGAAGUCAGAAAGAGGAAGAUGAGCAAGAAGAUCUUACCAAGGAUAUGGAAGACCCAACACCAGUACCCAACAUAGAGGAAGUGGUACUUCCAAAAAACGUAAAUCCAAAGAAAGAUAGUGAAAAUACACCUGUUAAAGGAGGAACUGUAGCCGAUCUAGAUGAACAGGAUGAAGACGCAGUUACAACAGGAGGAAAGGAGGACGAAGACCCCAGCAAAGGCGAUCAGAGCCGACCCGUUGACCCCGGUGAAGAUAAUGUGACAGAGCAGACCAACCAUAUUAUUAUCCCCAGCUAUGCUUCAUGGUUUGAUUACAACUGUAUUCACGUGAUUGAACGGCGUGCUCUUCCAGAGUUUUUCAAUGGGAAAAACAAAUCCAAGACUCCAGAGAUAUACUUGGCAUAUCGAAAUUUUAUGAUUGACACCUAUCGCCUAAACCCCCAAGAGUAUUUGACCAGCACCGCCUGCCGAAGGAACUUGACUGGGGACGUGUGUGCUGUGAUGAGGGUUCAUGCCUUUUUAGAGCAGUGGGGGCUUGUUAAUUACCAAGUUGAUCCAGAAAGCCGGCCCAUGGCAAUGGGACCUCCUCCUACUCCUCAUUUCAAUGUAUUGGCUGAUACCCCCUCUGGGCUCGUGCCUCUGCAUCUUCGAUCGCCUCAGGUCCCUGCUGCUCAGCAGAUGUUAAAUUUUCCUGAGAAGAACAAGGAAAAACCAAUUGAUUUGCAGAACUUUGGUCUCCGUACUGACAUUUACUCCAAGAAAACCUUAGCAAAGAGUAAAGGUGCCAGCGCCGGAAGAGAGUGGACUGAGCAGGAGACCCUGCUCCUCCUGGAGGCCCUGGAGAUGUACAAGGAUGAUUGGAACAAAGUCUCAGAGCACGUCGGAAGUCGUACUCAGGACGAGUGCAUCCUCCACUUCCUGCGGCUCCCCAUUGAGGACCCGUACCUGGAGAAUUCAGAUGCUUCCCUUGGGCCCCUGGCCUACCAGCCUGUCCCCUUUAGUCAAUCAGGAAACCCAGUCAUGAGCACCGUGGCCUUUUUGGCAUCUGUGGUGGACCCUCGUGUGGCAUCUGCUGCAGCAAAGGCAGCUUUGGAGGAGUUUUCACGGGUCCGGGAGGAGGUACCACUGGAAUUGGUAGAAGCUCAUGUCAAGAAAGUACAAGAAGCAGCUCGGGCCUCUGGGAAGGUGGAUCCCACCUACGGCCUGGAGAGCAGCUGCAUCGCAGGCACAGGGCCUGAUGAGCCAGAAAAGCUUGAAGGAGCUGAAGAGGAAAAAAUGGAAACGGAUACUGAUGGUCAGCAGCCUGAAAAGGCAGAAAACAAAGGGGAAAAUGAACCCGAUGAAGGUGAUAAAGCACAGGAUGGCGACAAUGAAAAAACUAGCGAGAAGGAACAGGAUAGUGAAGUUAGUGAGGAUACCAAAUCAGAGGAAAAGGAGACUGAAGAGAACAAGGAACUCACUGAUACUUAUAAAGAGAGAGAAAGUGAUAUUGGGAAGAAGAAAGUAGAACAUGAAAUCUCUGAAGGAAAUGUAGCCACAGCCGCAGCAGCUGCUCUUGCCUCAGCUGCAACCAAAGCCAAGCACCUGGCUGCUGUGGAAGAGAGAAAGAUCAAGUCUCUUGUCGCCCUCCUGGUGGAGACACAGAUGAAGAAGCUGGAGAUCAAACUGCGGCAUUUCGAGGAGCUGGAGACGAUCAUGGACAGAGAGAAAGAGGCUUUAGAACAGCAGAGGCAGCAGUUGCUUACUGAACGCCAGAACUUCCACAUGGAGCAGCUCAAGUACGCAGAACUGCGGGCCCGCCAGCAGAUGGAGCAGCAGCAUGGGCAGAACCCACCCCCAGGGCACCAGCACUCGGGAGGGCCCGGCCUGGCGCCCCUGGGAGCAGCGGGGCACCCCGGCAUGAUGCCCCACCAGCAGCCCCCGCCCUACCCUCUGAUGCAGCACCAGAUGCCGCCACCCCACCCACCCCAGCCAGGUCAGAUACCAGGUCCAGGUUCCAUGAUGCCUGGGCAGCCCAUGCCAGGCCGCAUGAUUCCCACCGUUGCAGCCAACAUCCACCCCCCUGGGAGCGGCCCUCCCCCUCCUGGAAUGCCGCCAAUGCCGGGGAGCAUCUCAGGCCCCCGGGUGACCCUCACGGCACCUAACGGCAUGUAUCCCCCUCCGCCACAGCAGCCGCCGCCGCCUCCUGCAGAUGCAGUCCCUCCGCCUCCUGCUCCGGGCCCGCCCGCCUCUGCUGCACCCUAGCCUGGAAGAUGCUGGGGACAUCCACGCCCAGCGCCACCAGCUGGAGUGGGAAUGGCAAGACUUAGGUUCCUCAGCUUUCUUGGGUUUCUUUCAGGAUUUUUCUUCUCACAGCCCCAAGCACGCGUCCCAUAUCCCCUCUCCCAAUUCCUCUUGCCACCCACUCUGUGCUCAGACACCCCUUGUGCUAGGUCUUCAGCCAGCACUCGGGGGAAGCCUUGGCGACAAUGUGCCCUGGUCAUUCUAAAAAUAACCUGCGUCUUCCCUGUCCUGGUGUGGGUACUCUUUGUCUUUAUCAUUUUUGCUCUCCUGUAGUGUUUUUGCUUUG
Pteronotus mesoamericanus is the source of this 3708-nucleotide messenger RNA. It is a transcript of the gene SMARCC1, whose product is annotated as SWI/SNF related, matrix associated, actin dependent regulator of chromatin subfamily c member 1. Lineage: Eukaryota; Metazoa; Chordata; Mammalia; Chiroptera; Mormoopidae. The transcript is spliced from 28 exons. The record is from RefSeq and is a predicted model, not a curated record. Gene Ontology annotation, biological process: positive regulation of DNA-templated transcription. Bases 75 to 3383 code for a protein of 1102 amino acids. Gene Ontology annotation, molecular function: nucleosomal DNA binding; histone binding. Gene Ontology annotation, cellular component: npBAF complex; SWI/SNF complex; nBAF complex.